Messenger RNA from Oncorhynchus gorbuscha (pink salmon), 2595 nucleotides. RefSeq names its product SREBP regulating gene protein. Gene Ontology annotation, biological process: positive regulation of SREBP signaling pathway. Lineage: Eukaryota; Metazoa; Chordata; Actinopteri; Salmoniformes; Salmonidae. Bases 663 to 1262 code for a protein of 199 amino acids. The record is from RefSeq and is a predicted model, not a curated record. The transcript is spliced from 5 exons.
CAGCGUUCACUUUCCCACCACACAUCCGUGUUAGGGAAUUGUUUUGAUGAUAGACGUCAGAUUUCAUGGGGAAAACGUUGUUUAUUUUCUAAGCUUUCUCGGUCAUUUAUCUGAAGGCAACGUCAACAACAUAUGUUAUUUGUCAGUAGGGGUUAUUUUGUAGAGUUAUAGCCAACUAACUCUAGCUAAUGCAUCUCACGGCAGGUAACGUUAGCUCGCUAAUGUUAACUGUCAGUCUAGCUAGCUGGGGGAGUAGUUAGCCAAGCAUCGUUAGCUUGUUUCCAGCGACGCAGGCUAACAACGCAGUCUUUAUCUUAAACGGCUAGCGAAUGGGUACGUUACUUUGUAGCUACCUAACUAGCACAGCUGUGGUCCUUCUCUACAGCGUAUUUAUAUACAGAUAGCUAGCUAACGUUAUUUACCACGGUUUCUUGCCUAGCUUUGCUAACUAGCCAGCAAAAUGGGUUAAGGUUGGCAAAAUGGGUUAGGUUGUGGUGUUGACCAAACGAAUCACGUUAUUGAACGUGAUUUCUAAACUGCCAAUCAUAACCAGACACCCCAGUUGAACCAGACAUUUCUAGCUACCAUAUGGUUUAUCCAGCUAAUAUUAUCUAGUUAGCAUUGCUGCAAUCCAAUCAGGGAUCUUCCAAUAACAUCAUGCCAUGGUGCUAAGAAGGUUACUGAGAAAACGUUGGGUGCUAGGUGUGGUGUUUGGACUGUCUUUGAUCUACUUCCUAACCAGCACCCUGAAACAGGAGGAGAGAACCAUACGGGAUCGCAACCUGUUGGAGGCCAGGGACCCAGAUCACAGGAUCCCAUGGAAAGUCAGGUUCAACCUGGGCAACAGUAGCAGGCAGAUCACUCAGUGCCGGAACUCCAUUCAGGGCAAAACGCUGCUCACAGAUGAACUGGGUUAUGUGUGUGACAGAAACGAUCUGCUGGUGAAUGGUUGCUGUAAUGUCAAUGCCCCCAGCUCAAGACAGUACAUUUGUAAAAGCUGUCUGGCCAACGGCUGCUGCAACAUCUACGAGCACUGUGUGUCCUGCUGCCUCCAGCCUGAUAAGCAACCUAUUCUAGAGAGUUUCCUGAACAGAGCUGCAGAUGGCUUCCAGAACCUAUUCACAGCCGUGGAGGACCACUUUGAGCUGUGUUUAGCCAAGUGUCGGACUUCAUCGCAGAGUGUCCAACAUGAAAAUACCUACAGAAAUCCACAAGCAAAAUACUGUUAUGGAGAAAGUCCACCUGAACUCCUGCCUAUAUGAUUGUUUGGACCUACGAUACUGUAUAGAAACUAAUAACGGUCCUCUGGGACCUACAAGACUGUAUAGAAACUAAUAACGGUCCUCUGGGACCUACGAGACUGUAUAGAAACGAAUAACGGUCAUCUGGGACCUACGAGACUGUAUAGAAACUAAUAACGGUCCUCUGGGACCUACAAGACUGUAUAGAAACUAAUAACGGUCCUCUGGGACCUACGAGACUGUAUAGAAACUAAUAACGGUCAUCUGGGACCUACGAGACUGUAUAGAAACUAAUAACGGUCCUCUGGGAUCUACAAGACUGUAUAGAAACUAAUAACGGUCCUCUGGGACCUACAAGACUGUAUAGAAACUAAUAACGGUCCUCUGGGACCUACGAGACUGUAUAGAAACUAAUAACGGUCAUCUGGGACCUACGAGACUGUAUAGAAACUAAUAACGGUCCUCUGGGACCUACGAGACUGUAUAGAAACUAAUAACGGUCCUCUGGGACCUACGAGACUGUAUAGAAACUAAUAACGGUCCUCUGGGACCUACGAGACUGUAUAGAAACUAAUAACGGUCCUCUGGGACCUACGAGACUGUAUAGAAACGAAUAACGGAUGUCUGGGACUUACGAGACUGUAUAGAAACUAAUAACGGUUGUCUGGGACUUACGAGAAUGUAAAGAAAACUAAGAGUCCAACUAAUAGCCAAGAGACACACCUUGAUACUCCGUGGGAAGACGGGAUUCCCCUUCAUCUUGUGUCGACAUAAUGGCCUUGAAACGUCUGACACCAUACGGUGCUUAACAGAUGGGAGCCACCAAGAACACCAAACCCUGUAUAGAGGGGAUUUGACUGACAAUAACAGACGCCAUGUUGAACCUUUUGAUGAAGUAAUGAGAGUAACAGUCUCUACAUAUGGCUCUGAAGAACACUAUCGUAACUUCACAACAAUGGACAAAUACUGUAUGUGAUAUAGCUAUAUUAUUUACACUUCAUAAGUGCAUAGCUUCAUAACUUCAUCAGUGAUGAUCAUCAGGGCUCAUUAGACCAGUUAGGAUUCACCUCAUGCUGCCAUUGUUCCACAUUAUGGUCAUGUUCAUUAGGGCACGCAACAGAAAAUGUUUAAAAAUGUUUGAGUCUCACAUGUUUUUGUCUGUUUGGUGCAAAAUGAACACGACCCAUGUUAUAAAGGUCUGUAUUUAAUGCCUGAUUAUAUACUGAAGGUUGUUAUUGGUUGUUUAGUCCUUAUUGUUGAAUAUAAAAACAAAACUAAAGAAUGUCUACUUUUGUGUGUAGUCGUGCAUGGAUAUUGACUGACUGGUUAUUUAAUAAAGUGACUGUGAAAGUUA